Molecule: messenger RNA, 2445 nt
Organism: Clonostachys rhizophaga
Lineage: Eukaryota; Fungi; Ascomycota; Sordariomycetes; Hypocreales; Bionectriaceae
Source: the annotation of a GenBank genome assembly
AUGAGCUCCGAGGACGAGCUCCACGCAGCCACCGGGUUCCACCAGCUGCCGCUGCGCAUCCGCGACAAGGCCAACGGCAUCAACGGGCUCAACUCCCUCCACAAGAUCACCGUCGAAGUCCCCAGCCGAUCCCUCACCGCGACCAACAACGCACCGGGCCACCAUCAGCACCAUCCAUCGCUGUCGACCGCUCCCUCCCGCCUGCACAAGCGCUGCCCCGAGUCGCUCCAGUUCCUCACCAGCAAUGCGCGCCUCCGGUCUCCCACCCAGUCGUCCAUGUCCAGCAUCCCGGACUCGGCCACCACCUACUCGCACUCGACCUUUGCCAGCCCCGUGAGCUCCAGCUACGCCAGCGACCUCCAGGAGUUCUUCACCGGCUCGCGCCCCUCCAGUCGUGUCUUCCACCGCCACAAGACGUCUGUUACAACCUGCUCUACCCUGAUCAAUGAUGAGGACGAGACGCCCGUCGUCCACAACAUCAGCGACAAGAUCGACCAGUACCGCAGCGCCGGAGACGUCACGCCGCGAUCGGCAGAUGAGAUUGAACCCGUGAGCCCAUCGACAACCGAAGCGCCAGAGAAGGAAUUGCCCCCUCUUCCCCAGGAAGAGGAAGACUUUGACGAUCGCCGCCUGACCCUGACCCUGACCAAGCCCUUCCCCCCUCUGCCUGGGCCGGAAGAUCUCGAAGACGACGAAGAAGACGAGGAAGAGGAAGAGGAGGAGUCAGCUGCAGAGAACUGGGAGACUGCCUCGGUCCUGUCCUUUGACGACUGCGACCCUGAAGAAGCCGAUGCCGUCCUGGACUUUACCAUGCAAAUGGUCUACGGCGUCGACAGCAAAGACGCAUCUGUUCUCCCAGCCAAGUCGCGAGAGAUUGUCCAACGCUUCAUCCGCGACCUCGGUCAAUGUUUCUGGCAGGCACAGGCCUCUCCGGACUCCAAUAGCAACAACAUGUCGUCAAGCGCAUCGUCGUCGCCCGCAGCCAACGGAGCUGCCGGGGAUUCGCAGCGUGGCGGCAAGCGGAAGAAGAAGCAGCAGCAGAAGGGAGGAGCAGGAGGCGAAGACGGGGAGGAUAUGAGCGAGGGCGAGGGCGAGGCCUUCUUGCCAGCCAAGAAGAUGAAGCCGACUCCUCGCGACGAGGAUCUGCGCCUGAGCUGUCCUUUUAGGAAGAGGAACCCAACACGCUUCAACGUGCGCGACCAUCACUCCUGCGCCAUGACCUUCUUCCCCAAGUUUGCCGAGUUGAGACAGCACAUCGUCAAGCAGCACAAGAGGGACGACCCCUCGGCCUUUGUCUGCGACCGAUGCAACCGCGACUUUCCCACCAGAAAAGAGCUCCGGGAUCACCAGCGUCUGCCUAGAGACCAGAUGUGCGAGAUCUCCGACUCGGACCCAGAGAACGGCAUCGACGGCCCAACUGCCACCAAGCUGCUGAGCAGGAAGCGAACCAGCGGCUCGUCGACUGAGAUCCAGUGGAGAGAGAUCUGGAACAUCCUCUUCCCUGACGAUGACGACAACAUAAUCUAUGAGUACCACUUCACCCCUGUUAUUGAACACUUUGAGUUGCAAAAUACGUACCUCGCCUCCUUCGAGCUCCUCAAGUCAUCUCUUCGGGACAAGAUCUCCAACCCCGCCACCCUCGAGACUCUGGCCGCCAAGUUCCACGAGUGCUUCAUCGAGACCGUCAUGCGCUGCAUCGCCGAGGCCCAGACCAUGCCCUACGCCAACCGCAGCAACAAGCGCAGCGAGCAGCUCGCCUCUGCCUCUGCCGCCCUGACUGCCCUCACGGCCCCCAUCGCCAUCGCCGCGACACCGGCCGCCACCAUCGCUCCCACCCAGACGACCGCCACCGUCGCCCGCAAGGUCCGCGAGGUCCUCCCCCGCCCCGACUCGGGCGUCGUCAUGACCGACGACACCUCCGAGGAGAGCGGCAGCGUCAUGGGCAGCAACACCCACCGCGAGAGCAUCCGCACCGCCCGCUCCUCGCAGCGCGGCAGCAGCCUGGCCCCCCGCCCCCGCGACCUCAAGCACCUCUCGUCCUCCCAGAACACCCACCGCUCCUCCGCCACCUCCUCGGGCGUCUUCGACGGCUCCUUCACCCUGCCGCACCACCUCCAGCAGCAGGCCUUCCUCGCUCCCCAACAGCAGCAACAGCACCAGCAGCACCAGCCCACCUCCACCACCGCCCCGAUGAGCUUCGACUCGGGCUACAUGGCCCCCGUGGACGUGCAGGCGUGGACGAGCGGCGUCCAACCCCCCGCCUCGGCGACGCACAUGUACCACCACAACAUCCCGGAGAACGAGAUCGCGCCCCCCGUGUUCCAGGACAUGGGCAUCCCCAGCGACCUCGGCGCCGCCUGGGCCCAGCAGCAGUUCUACGCCGGCGGCGACAUGGGGCUGGAACCCAUGGGGGACGAGUUUACAGGAUUCCACAACGGCCGAUAG